This is a messenger RNA of Asparagus officinalis (garden asparagus), 4654 nucleotides long. RefSeq lists its product as uncharacterized. The transcript has 8 exons. The record is from RefSeq and is a predicted model, not a curated record. Bases 219 to 4238 code for a protein of 1339 amino acids. Lineage: Eukaryota; Viridiplantae; Streptophyta; Magnoliopsida; Asparagales; Asparagaceae. Gene Ontology annotation, molecular function: helicase activity.
UCUCCCCCCGUGGGAAAAUAAAAACCCUAACAGGAUCCUCAUCGGACAACUAGAACUCUAUAAAUUCAUCAAUUGAAGCCAAGUCUUUUCGAGGAAUCAGAAUCAGCGAUUUAGAGCGCUCGAGGUUUAUUUGAUUGAUAGCAUCAAAAGUGGUAAUUUAGAGUGUACAGUUGGGUAUAUUAGGCAAUUUGUUCGAUUUAUAUGCGAUUGCACAUGAGAUGGGUUCUCGAGGAGGAAUUUCAUUUGACCUUAAUGAGCCCCCGGCGGAAGAGGAGGAUGAGAAGGGGAGUGUGCCUCUUGUUUUGCCCCAAAAGUCUCUUCCAACAUCGAAUCUUCAGGCCUCCAUUUUGCUUCUGUCUACAGAGGCGAGUUCUCGGAUAGUAAAUAAUCAUGCUUUCACACAUGCAUCUUCGGGUUCUGGGUUUCAACCGUUUGUUAGGUCCAGAAACUUGCAGGUUUCGAGGGAAGGGUCAAAACAGAAGGAAGAGGACUCGAAUGCGGAUGAAGCAUCGACGUCUUUGACUGCAAAUAGAUGUGAUGAUAGUAGAGUUUCCCCUGUUGACAGAGAAGAAGGAGAACUGUGUGAUAUGGAUGGGAAUGAUGAUAGAACUCAGAAUGUUGAAAUUGAAGAGAAACAUAAAGUAGCUGAAGACAAUGAGUGUAGGAAUAAAACAAAUAACGAUUCUAGGUUUACGGGGACUAGCAAAGGUGAUGUAGGAGACAAUGAGAAAGAAGGGAAACCUGAGCUUGGAUUGGAAUCAGAAGGCAGUGGAGAUUUGAACUGUACUUCUAAGGGGGAUGCUGUUGCAGAUGGUCCAGAAGAACCUCCUGCAAGUUUGAAGUCUAAAGAUAUCAAAGGAGUUGAGGCAAGUCAUGCAGCAAGAAUUGCAAACAACCCUGGAAAGAGGCCUAAGUUCGAUGAGCACAGGGAAGCAAUGCUGGGAAAGAAAAGGGCUAGGCAGACUGUGUUUAUCAAUGCAGAGGAUGUCAAGCAUGCAGGUUCUAUGAAGACCUCAACGCCAAAGAGACCAGCAUCUUUUCCAUCAAUCGUUACUCGUACUGUAAAAGAAGCUAGUCGUAAUAACUCUGCCGGGAAUGAACGGCAGUCUAUGACCAAGAUUCAGAAGCAACCGAGUAUGAACUCAGAAUCAGGUAACCGUGUGGAGUGUAGUGACCUGAAGCCUGAGCCAAAUGGCGAUGUUAAUUCUGGGUCACGUUCUCGAUCCAAAAAAACUAAUGGUAAUGAAUCCCCAUCUGAUUUAUAUUCACCUAGCACAGCUAAAGAGGAUUCGUGGAAACAGUCUUCAGAGUCUAGGCAGUUUAAAAACCCACCAGCUUCAUCUCGAAAACAAAAUGCAACAGGUCAGAGUGUUACUGAUCAAAAAACAGGUAGCAAAAAGCACCUUCCCCCUAAGAAGCAAACUUCAAAUAAUCUACAAUAUCAAGAUACAUCAGUGGAGCGGCUUCAUCGAGAAGUGACAAACGAUAAGUUUUGGCAUCAUCCAGAGGAGGCGGAGCUUCAAUGUGUGCCAGGGCACUUUGAAUCUGUUGAAGAGUACGUCCGUGUCUUUGAGCCUUUGCUCUUUGAGGAAUGUAGAGCGCAAUUGUACAGCACAUGGGAGGAGUUGACAGAAUCUUCUAAGGAUGCACACACCAUGGUUCGUGUAAGAACUGUGGAAAGACGAGAAAGAGGAUGGUAUGAUGUAAUAGUUUUUCCAGCAUAUGAAUGCAAGUGGACCUUUAAAGAGGGGGAUGUUGCAGUUCUUUCAUCACCGAGGCCUGGUGCAGCGAGAUCUAGUAAAAGGAUUACUAAUGCUGGUGCUAAUAAAGAGGACUCUGAACCUGAUAUUUCGGGACGAAUUGCCGGUACUGUUAGGCGUCAUAUACCUACCGACACUCGUGAUCCUAUUGGAGCAAUUCUUCAUUUCUAUGUUGGGGAUUCGUAUGAUUCUAGUAGCAAAGGGGAAGACAAUCAUAUUCUGAGGAAGUUCCAGCCAAAGAGUGUCUGGUACCUUACUGUGCUUGGAUCUCUGGCAACUACUCAACGCGAGUAUGUUGCCUUACAUGCAUUUCGUCGUCUUAGCUCGCAGAUGCAAAAUGCUAUUUUGAAGCCCAGUCCUGAGCACUUCCCCAAGUAUGAAGAGCAGCCUCCUGCAAUGCCAGAAUGUUUUACUCCCAGUUUUAUAGAUCAUCUUCAUAGGACUUUUAAUGGUCCACAGUUGGCAGCAAUUCAGUGGGCUGCAAUGCAUACAGCUGCAGGUACGACCAAUGGACUUACAAAAAGGCAAGAGCCUUGGCCUUUCACACUUGUUCAAGGCCCUCCUGGUACAGGGAAAACGCACACAGUAUGGGGUAUGCUAAAUGUAAUCCAUCUAGUCCAAUAUCAGCAUUACUACACUGCUCUCCUUAAGCAACUUGCUCCAGAGAGCUACAAACAAUCUAAUGAGUGCAGUUCCGAGAGUACCUGUGUAGGUUCAAUUGAUGAAGUACUGCAGAGUAUGGACCAAAAUCUUUUCCGCACUCUCCCAAAACUAUCUCCUAAGCCUAGAAUGCUUGUGUGUGCUCCAUCAAAUGCUGCAACUGAUGAAUUGCUAGCACGAGUCCUCGAUCGUGGAUUCAUUGAUGGUGAGAUGUCGAUGUACCGACCCGAUGUUGCUCGAGUUGGAGUGGAUUCACAAACUAGAGCAGCUCAAGCAGUUUCUGUUGAGAGAAGGACUGAGCAGCUUUUACUCAAGGGCCGUGAAGAGGUUAUUGGGUGGAUGCAUCAGUUGAGAGCUCGUGAAGCUCAAUUCUCACAACAGAUAUCUCUUCUUCAGAGACAACUUAAUGCCGCUGCCGUAGUUGGUCGAUCUCAAGGCUCGGUUGGUGUCGAUCCUGAAGUUCUUCUUGCUCGUGAUCAAAAUCGUGAUGUUUUAUUGCGAAGUCUUGCUCAAGCUGUUGAACAAAGAGAUAAAGUGUUGGUGGAGAUGACCCGGCUUUGUAUUUUGGAGAGCAGGUUUCGUCCUGGAAGCAACUUUAAUUUGGAAGAUGCUCGAGCUCACCUUGAAGCGAGUUUUGCUAAUGAAGCCGAGAUAGUUUUCACCACUGUUUCAAGUAGUGGUCGGAAGAUAUUUUCUCGUCUCGCACAUGGCUUUGAUAUGGUAGUUAUAGAUGAAGCAGCCCAGGCAAGUGAAGUAGCAGUACUUCCACCACUUUCACUUGGUGCUGCGAGAUGUGUUCUUGUGGGAGAUCCUCAGCAACUUCCUGCAACUGUUAUUAGUAAAGCAGCAGGAACUUUGCUUUAUAGUAGAAGUCUUUUUGAGAGGUUUCAGCAAGCAGGUUGUCCGACUAUGCUAUUGUCUGUUCAAUACAGGAUGCAUCCUCAAAUUCGUGAUUUUCCGUCAAGAUACUUCUACCAGGGACGCUUAACUGACAGUGAGAGUGUUGCCAAUUUACCAGAUGAAAUGUACUAUAAAGACCCUUUGCUUCAGCCAUAUGUAUUCUAUGAUAUUGUGCAUGGACGAGAGUCUCACAGAGGUGGCUCAGUAUCAUACCAGAAUAUUCAUGAAGCACAGUUCUCUUUAAGGUUAUAUGAACAUCUUCAGAAUUUUUCGAAGUCUAAUGGCGGGAAGAAGGUAACUGUUGGCAUCAUCACGCCAUAUAAACUGCAGCUGAAGUGCCUCCAAAGAGAAUUUGAGGAGGUUCUCAACUCAGAAGAAGGGAAGGAUAUUUACAUAAACACUGUUGAUGCUUUUCAAGGGCAGGAGCGAGAUGUCAUUAUUAUGUCUUGUGUGCGUGCUUCAAACCAUGGAGUUGGUUUUGUUGCUGAUAUUCGUCGUUCUAAUGUUGGUGUUUUCCAGGUUGUGGGCAAUGCAAAUGCUCUUAUGCAAUCUGAUGAUUGGGCUGCACUGAUCACAGAUGCAAAGUCGAGGAGUUGCUUCAAGGAUAUGGAGAGUAUCCCUAAAGAUUUAUUGAUUUUGAAAGGGUCGAGACAUAGUCCAGAAAAGUUUUCUUCUAAUGAUAGCAGGAGUUUUAGGACUCCUGGGCAGAGAUAUAGACAGUUGGAUAUGCAUCCAGAUGCGAAAUCCGGUACACAAUCUGAAGGUGAAGAUAGGUUGAAUAAUUUUCCUCGUAGAAAUGGUAGUUAUAGAGAUAUAAAGGCAGCCGAUAAUUCUUUGGAUAAUCUGGGGCAUUCAAGUGACAGAUCUCGAGAACAACAUGGCCUUGCUAAGCGGCAAAAUACUUCAAGAGGCUUGUAGACGAGUGAGAGUGAACAGGAUGCUGGUAUCUGCAGUCUCUGAGCUUGCGAGGUGCUCAAACGACAACGAUCGAGAAAGCAAAUCGGGCUGUUCAAAUUUGGAAGUCAGGCUUGACACGUCAGCGGCCGCUCGGAUUUGAUGAAUGAGGUCAGGAAAAAAUGAUGGUAUUAUGAUGGUGGGAAAGCUUUCACAACUUUGGCAUUCAGAGUUAAUUUUGUAAGUUUCGUAGUUUAGAAUUCAGGAGAAAUGUGGCAAAUUAGCCAAUUGUUGAUGGUGAAUUGGAGGGGAGAAAAUUCUAGAACAAAAAGCACACAGUGAAAGUUGUAAAAUUGUGAUGUUUAUAUAAAAAUUAUUUUGGAAAUUAUCAUGUGAAAGAGUAGAAUAACCGGUGAUAGUGAAUAAUAAACUAUUGUAUA